AUGCAGCUCUCCAAGGUCCUCAGUCUCUUCACCCUGGCCACCGCCGCCUCUGCUACCACUGUCUCCUACGACACUGGCUACGAUGACCCCAACCGCUCUCUCACCGUCGUCUCGUGCUCCGACGGCGCCAACGGCCUCAUCACCAAGUACGGCUGGAACUUCCAAUCGCAGAUCAAGAACUUCCCCUAUGUCGGCGGCGUCGAGCAGGUCGGCGGCUGGAACUCGCCCAACUGCGGUACCUGCUGGUCCGUGACCUACAAGGGCAAGACGAUCAACAUCCUGGCCAUCGACCACGCCGGCGCCGGCAUCAACAUGAGCAAGAAAGCCAUGAACGAGUUGACGGGCGGCAACGCCGAGCAGUUUGGUCGCGUGGAUGCGCAGGUUAAGCAGGUGGCUUUGAAGGCUUGUGGGCUUUAG
Sordaria macrospora k-hell is the source of this 417-nucleotide messenger RNA. RefSeq lists its product as uncharacterized. NCBI's taxonomy places the organism in Eukaryota, Fungi, Ascomycota, Sordariomycetes, Sordariales, Sordariaceae. The record is from RefSeq and is a predicted model, not a curated record.